GAGCGCGCCGCGGCGGUGACAGUCGCCAUUUUAUUUUGAAAAUCAAACUGAAUUGAAGGCACGGCAACCCUUCCAUUUCGUCAAGUUUGUUCCGAGAAACAAAAAGAGAUGAGGAUCUGAAUUACUUUAUUGAGAGCACGAUGCUGAACUUGAUUUUAAACUGAAAGACUCUACCUACUUAGCACCGGGAGCCACCCAUCCACCAUUACCUUGGAAGUCAACAUUAUUCACACCUUUUGGGGGGGGGGAGCAGAAGUAACUUAUCACUGAAGUGACUAAAGGGGAAUAAUGGUGAUUUUGCGCCGUGCUCGGCCGCCUGCUUCCGCCCCAACCAGCAAUGAAUCUUGACUCGCUCUCGCUGGCUUUGUCUCAAAUCAGCUAUCUGGUGGACAAUUUAACAAAGAAAAACUACCGAGCCAGCCAGCAGGAAAUACAGCAUAUUGUAAAUCGUCACGGUCCUGAGGCAGACAGGCAUCUACUACGCUGUCUCUUCUCCCAUGUGGAUUUCAGUGGCGAUGGUAAAAGCAGUGGCAAGGACUUUCACCAGAGUUUGAAGCCAUCUGCUCACUUAUUCACUCAAUUGAGCAAAGUUCUUAAGCUCAGCAAAGUCCAAGAGGUUAUAUUUGGCCUUGCUCUGCUCAACUCCAGCAACACAGACCUUCGUGGCUUUGCUGCUCAGUUCAUCAAGCAGAAACUUCCAGACCUCCUGCGGUCAUACGUUGACGCAGAUCUUGGAGGAAACCAAGAAGGUGGCUUCCAAGACAUUGCCAUAGAGGUGCUGCACCUACUGCUCUCCCAUCUACUGUUUGGACAGAAGGGAGCCAGUGGGGUAGGGCAAGAGCAGAUUGACGCCUUCCUCAAAACACUUUGCCGAGAUUUCCCCCAGGAGCGCUGUCCUGUGGUGCUCGCACCACUGCUGUACCCUGAAAAACGGGACAUUCUCAUGGACAGGAUCCUACCUGACUCGGGGGAGUUAGCUAAGACCAGGAUGGAGAGUUCUCUUGCAGAAUUCAUUCAAGAAGUUGGUUAUGGUUUCUGUGCUAGUCUGGACGAGUGCAGAAACAUAAUCGUCCAAUAUGGGGUGAGAGAGGUGACGGCCAGCCAGGUAGCCAGAGUCCUGGGCAUGAUGGCUCGUACCCACUCUGGUCUAACUGACGGCAUCCCACUACAGUCCAUCUCUGCUCCAGGAAGCGGUAUCUGGAGCGAUGGGAAAGAUAAGAACGAUGGUUCGCAGACACAUACGUGGAACGUCGAGGUCCUCAUCGACAUUGUCAAAGAAGUGAAUCCCAAUCUCAACUUCAAAGAGGUGACAUAUGAAUUGGACCACCCGGGCUUUAUAAUCCGAGACAGCAAAGGCCUGCAGGUCGUGGUGUAUGGGAUCCAGAGAGGGCUGGGCAUUGAAAGUUUCCCUGUGGAUCUCAUCUAUCGGCCUUGGAAACAUGCUGAGGGACAGUUGUCAUUCAUUCAACACUCCCUGAUGAACCCAGAAGUGUUUUGCUUUGCUGACUACCCUUGUCACACUGUGGCCAUUGACAUCCUCAAGGCCCCACCAGAGGAUGACAAUAGAGAGAUUGCCACAUGGAAAAGUCUGGAUCUGGUGGAGAGUCUGCUUCGACUGUCUGAGGUGGGCCAGUACGAGCAGGUGAAGCAGCUGUUCAGCUUCCCGAUCAAACACUGCCCCGACAUGUUGGUGCUGGCGUUACUGCAGAUUACCACCUCGUGGCACACACUGCGCCACGAGCUCAUCUCCACCCUGAUGCCCAUCUUUUUGGGAAAUCACCCCAACUCCGCCAUUAUCCUGCACUAUGCCUGGCAUGGACAGGGACAGUCUCCUUCCAUACGUCAGCUAAUUAUGCAUUCGAUGGCUGAAUGGUACAUGAGAGGGGAGCAGUAUGACCAAGCAAAGUUAUCUCGCAUCCUGGAUGUGGCCCAAGACUUAAAGUCUCUAUCAAUGCUGCUGAAUGGUACUCCGUUUGCCUUUGUUAUUGAUCUCGCUGCACUUGCCUCGCGUCGUGAAUACCUCAAACUCGAUAAAUGGCUUACUGACAAAAUUAGAGAGCACGGGGAACCCUUCAUCCAAGCUUGUGUGACGUUCUUGAAGAGGCGCUGUCCAUCCAUUAUGGGGGGUUUGGCUCCUGACAAGGACCAGCCCAAAAGUGCCCAGUUGCCUCCAGAGACUCUAGCCACCAUGCUAGCCUGCUUGCAGUCAUGUGCUGGCAGUGUAUCCCAGGAGUUGUCGGAGACUAUCCUGACGAUGGUGGCUAAUUGCAGCAAUGUAAUGAAUAAAGCCCGACAGCCACCACCAGGUGUAAUGCCAAAGGGACGUGCCCCGAGCACCAGCACCCUAGAUGCCAUCUCACCUGUACAGAUGGACCCUCUGAGUGGCAUUGGCGGUUUGAAUUUGGGGCCCUCAGCUACUUCCCUCAAUCCAAGCAUAAGUUUCCCAACCCCAGUGAAUACACCUUUCAAUAAUCCCCAGUCUCCAGCAAAAGCCUUUCCACCACUUCCCAAUCCUAAUCCCAGCACACCUUUUGGGAGCAUUUCCGGCCUGCCCUCACAACUCCCUGGUCCACUGGGCACGGGCAUCGGUCCUGGUCUAGGGAUGCCAGCAGGAAGCACUGAUCCUUUUGGUCCCAGGAAGAUGAGCACACCGGGCCUGAACCCACCAACCUUUCAGCAGAGUAAGAUGAAGGCCUCCGACCUUUCUCAGGUGUGGCCCGAAGCAAACCAGCACUUUAGUAAGGAAAUAGAUGACGAAGCCAACAGUUACUUCCAGCGCAUUUACAACCACCCACCUCACCCAACCAUGUCUGUGGAUGAAGUCUUGGAAAUGCUGCAAAGGUUUAAGGAUUCUACCAUCAAGCGGGAGCGAGAGGUGUUCAACUGCAUGCUUCGAAACCUGUUUGAGGAGUACAGAUUCUUCCCCCAGUACCCAGACAAGGAGCUGCAUAUCACUGCCUGUCUCUUUGGUGGAAUAAUCGAGAAAGGUCUCGUCACUUACAUGGCCCUGGGUUUGGCCCUCCGAUAUGUUCUUGAAGCCUUACGAAAACCGUACGGAUCCAAAAUGUAUUACUUUGGAAUUGCUGCCCUAGAUCGGUUCAAAAACAGACUAAAGGACUACCCUCAGUACUGUCAGCACCUGGCUUCAAUUGGUCACUUCUUGCAAUUCCCCCACCAUUUACAAGAGUAUAUUGAGUAUGGACAACAGUCACGGGACCCUCCAGUGAAGAUGCAGGGGUCCAUCACCACACCUGGGAGCCUGGCUCUAGUACAAGCCCAGGCACAGUCGCAGCAACCUGCCGGCCUUAAAGCCCCACAGCCAGGCCAGCCCAGCACCCUCGUCACAACCACCACGACUACAACCACAGCCUCUAAGACGUCCACGAUCGCAAGGCCGACAGCCACUAACUUCAAGAAGGAUGUGCCUCCCUCCAUAAACACUACCAACAUCGACACCCUGCUGGUGGCUACUGACCAAACGGAAAGGAUCGUAGAACCUCCGGAGAAUGUCCAGGAGAAGAUCGCUUUUAUUUUCAACAACCUUUCUCAAUCCAACAUGACUCAGAAGGUUGAGGAGUUGAAAGAGACGGUGAAAGAGGAGUUUAUGCCCUGGGUGUCUCAGUACCUGGUGAUGAAGCGAGUCAGCAUCGAGCCCAACUUUCACAGCCUCUACUCGAACUUUUUGGACACAUUGAAUUUGAAGUUUGAGAUUGAAGUUCUGUGUAAGAACUUAUCUUUGGACAUCAACGAGCUGAAGCCAGGAACCCUGCUGAAGGACAAGGAGAAGCUAAAGAACCUCGAGGAGCAGCUAUCGGCACCAAAGAAGGAGGCAAAACCUCCAGAGGAGAUGCUGCCAGUCUCUACUGCAGGAGACUUUGUUCCAUUUGCAGCUCCUCCCUCCACCCCAGCUGCAACCACCACCACCUGUACAACGACCGGACCGCCCACCCCGCAGUUUAGUUACCAUGACAUCAAUGUGUAUGCGUUGGCAGGCCUGGCUCCCCACAUCAAUAUAAACGUCAACAUCCCUCUGCUGCAGGCUCAUCCUCAGCUAAAGCAAUGUGUGCGUCAGUCAGUGGAGCGUGCCGUCCAGGAGCUGGUGCACCCUGUGGUCGAUCGCUCUAUCAAAAUCGCAAUGACGACCUGUGAGCAGAUCAUCAGGAAGGACUUCGCUCUGGAUUCUGAAGAGUCCCGCAUGCGUGUGGCCGCGCACCAUAUGAUGAGAAACCUGACUGCCGGCAUGGCCAUGAUCACCUGCCGUGAGCCUCUGCUCAUGAGCAUCGCCACCAACCUUAAGAAUAGCUUUGCUGCAGCUCUGAGGGCACCAACACCCCAACAGAGGGACAUGAUGGAAGAGGCUGCAGCCAGAAUUGCUCAAGACAACUGUGAACUUGCUUGCUGUUUCAUUCAGAAAACAGCAGUGGAGAAGGCCGGCCCUGAAAUGGACAAGAGACUAGCCACCGAAUUUGUAUUAAUUUGAAGAGAUGCAACAAGAAGAACUGAUAAUCUGUGGAAACAGUCUCUGAGUAACGGUGUGCCUGUGCUGCAGGUGGGAGGAGUGGACCCUAAGCAGCUGGCUGUGUAUGAGGAGUUUGCUAGAAACGUUCCAGGUUUCCUGCCAAGUAAUGACCUUUCCCAACCAACUGGCUUCUUGGCUCAGCCCAUGAAGCAACAGGCAUGGGCGACGGACGAUGUUGCUCAGAUCUAUGAUAAGUGCAUAGCAGAUCUGGAGCAGCAUCUUCAUGCCAUCCCUCCAGCGCUUGCCAUGAACCCUCUGACCCAGGCCCUGCGAAGCUUGCUGGAAGCUGUGGCUCUGGCUAGAAACUCCAGGGAUGGCAUUGCAGCGCUUGGCUUGCUGCAGAAGGCUGUUGAAGGUCUUCUGGAUGCUACGAGUGGCGCCGAUGCCGACUUGCUGCUUCGCUACAGGGAGUGCCACCUGUUGGUGCUUAAAGCCCUGCAGGAUGGACGUGCCUAUGGCCCGCAGUGGUGCAAUAAGCAGAUCACCAGGUGUCUGAUUGAAUGCCGUGACGAAUACAAGUACAACGUGGAGGCGGUGGAGCUUCUGAUCAGGAACCAUCUUGUAAAUAUGCAGCAGUACGACCUGCACCUGGCACAGUCAAUGGAAAACGGACUGCACUACAUGGCGGUUGCAUUUGCCAUGCAGUUGGUGAAGCUGCUGCUGGUGGAUGAACGCAGUGUGAGCCACGUCACAGAAGCUGACCUCUUCCACACAAUUGAGACUUUGAUGAGGACCUGUGCGCACUCCAGAGCUAAUGCACCUGAGGGGCUUCCCCAGUUGAUGGAUGUGGUUCGCUCCAACUAUGAAGCCAUGAUUGACCGGGCCCACGGCGGACCCAACUUCAUGAUGCACUCUGGGAUUUCACAGGCGUCAGAAUACGAUGAUCCUCCAGGCUUGAGGGAGAAGGCGGAGUACCUCCUGAGGGAAUGGGUCAACCUGUAUCACUCAGCUGCUGCUGGCAGGGAUAGCACCAAAGCUUUCUCUGCCUUUGUUGGCCAGAUGCACCAGCAGGGAAUUCUGAAGACGGAUGACCUGAUCACUCGCUUCUUCCGGCUGUGCACAGAAAUGUGUGUGGAGAUCAGCUAUCGGGCGCAAGCUGAACAACAGCACAACCCAGCAGCCAGUGCAGCCAUCAUCAGAGCCAAGUGUUACCACAACCUGGAUGCCUUUGUGAGGCUCAUAGCUCUGCUGGUGAAACACUCUGGAGAGGCCACCAACACAGUGACAAAAAUCAACCUCCUCAACAAGGUGCUCGGUAUUGUCGUUGGCGUGUUGAUCCAGGACCACGAUGUUCGUCAGACUGAAUUCCAGCAGCUGCCGUAUCACCGCAUUUUCAUCAUGCUGCUGCUGGAGCUCAACGCCCCUGAACACGUCCUGGAAACCAUCAACUUCCAGACACUCACGGCCUUCUGCAACACCUUCCACAUCCUGAGACCCACCAAAGCACCUGGUUUCGUGUACGCCUGGCUGGAACUGAUUUCUCAUCGCAUCUUCAUUGCCAGGAUGCUUGCACACACCCCGCAGCAGAAGGGUUGGCCCAUGUACGCACAACUGUUGAUUGAUCUUUUCAAGUACCUGGCCCCUUUCCUGAGGAACGUAGAGCUCAACAAACCUAUGCAAAUCCUCUACAAGGGCACGCUGCGAGUGCUCCUGGUCCUGCUUCACGACUUCCCAGAGUUUCUGUGCGAUUACCAUUAUGGCUUCUGUGACGUCAUCCCACCCAACUGCAUCCAGCUCCGCAACCUCAUCCUCAGUGCCUUUCCACGCAAUAUGAGGCUUCCUGACCCGUUCACGCCCAACCUGAAGGUGGACAUGCUGAGCGAGAUCAACAUCGCUCCACGGAUUCUCACAAACUUCACAGGUGUGAUGCCGUCACAGUUCAAGAAGGAUCUGGACUCGUAUCUGAAGACGCGCUCACCUGUGACCUUCCUGUCUGAGCUUCGUAGCAACCUGCAGGUGUCCAAUGAACCAGGAAACCGCUACAACAUCCAGCUGAUCAAUGCUCUAGUGUUGUAUGUGGGGACGCAGGCAAUCGCUCACAUCCACAAUAAGGGCAGCACCCCCUCCAUGAGCACCAUCACCCACUCUGCUCACAUGGACAUCUUCCAGAAUCUGGCUGUGGACCUGGACACUGAGGGGCGUUACCUGUUCUUGAAUGCGAUCGCCAAUCAGCUGCGUUACCCCAACAGUCACACUCACUACUUCAGCUGCACGAUGCUCUAUCUGUUUGCCGAGGCCAACACUGAGGCCAUCCAGGAGCAGAUCACCAGGGUUCUGUUGGAGAGGCUGAUAGUGAACAGGCCUCACCCGUGGGGUCUCCUCAUCACCUUCAUCGAGCUGAUCAAGAAUCCUGCCUUCAAGUUCUGGAGCCACGACUUUGUGCACUGUGCCCCUGAGAUUGAAAAGCUGUUUCAGUCCGUCGCCCAGUGCUGCAUGGGACAGAAGCAGGCCCAGCAGGUGAUGGAGGGCACCGGUGCCAGCUAGCCUGUGUACCAGCCAGCUCGUAGCCCUCCGGAGAGAUGCUGUGGCCUUGAUCCACCCCCCUCACCACCCCACACAUACACACCUCCCUCUUUACUGUUGGCACUGGAUAAACUGGCAACCACAGUCAUUUGGACUGUGGAUGAAAGGACUACUGCUCAUGGAUCUAGUUAGGUUUUUUUUUCCCUCCCCCUUUUUUGUCAUAUCCCUUUGGAGUUGAUGAGAUGGAUCGGGACAUGCUGUUUAAUAUACUUUUUUUGAUGUAAAUAUUGGAAAAAAAAGGGGAGAAUAGGGGAGUAGACAAGUGGAAAGCAAUGCACAUGUCAAAUAAAAUGUACCUUGACAUGUAAAGACAUGUAAACAUAUUUUCACUCACUACCAAAGUCCUCGGUUUGCUUCCCUCCCACACAUCCUUUUUUUCCUGGCUUUUUUGUUGUUUUUCUUCAGCGGCUGAACGGUAGAGUGACGAGAAAAGCUGCCUACUUUCAUUUGAUUCCUUUUAUCUCCAAGUGGGACAGAAAGAUGUAGUUCUCCCAUGUGGGGUGGGGGUCUACUCCUGGUGUGUUGGUGGAGAACGUUUGCUGAUGGUUUGUCCAUUUGAAACUGGCUCUGGAAGUCUCUCCCUGGCACGUGUAAAAUUAUGCAGUGAUGGAAACCUUGUAUCUUGACAAAUUUGUAUAAAGAUCCAAAUUGAAGAACAACAAUAGAAGGACCAAUACAGCCCAUUUUGUAACAUUUUGAAUGUUUUGUAAAUGUAUUGGUCCAUGUGUUGUAUUUUGUAGUCCUUUCUAGUUUGCCUUUAGUUCUUGCUACUUAACUGCAGUAUGCAUACAUACAGUAAAUAAAGCAUUCAAACUGCUA
Molecule: messenger RNA, 7861 nt
Organism: Neolamprologus brichardi
Lineage: Eukaryota; Metazoa; Chordata; Actinopteri; Cichliformes; Cichlidae
Source: RefSeq, a predicted model, not a curated record